UAUGCCAAGGGUGUGGCCCUAAAAAGACAAAAAAAAAAAAAAAAUCAAGAAUACUAUCAAGCUUCAGACUUAUGGGAUCUGAAGCAUCUUCCUUUUAGUUCCCUUUAGUAAAUACAUGUUUUGAGGUAGGAUGAACUGAAAUCAUCUGGGGUGGUUUUUUAGGUAUACCUAGUCCCUGAAACAGAGAUGUUCCCCUGCUAAGUUAAAAUGAAUUUUCACUUGGAAUCUGAGUUUAAUAAUUCUAAAAUUCCAAGACAAAAUUAGUCAAUUAUUGUCUUAGGCAAAGUUCUGCUUAUAGUUAGACUAUUUCAGGAAGGGCAAAUAAAAUACAAAUCGGUUAGCAAAAACAUAUAGAGUACUAUAAGCAAAGAAUUCUAUGAAGCAAAGAUUUGCUAAAAUUAACCCCUUAUUCUGAUGAGUCAAUAUUAAUAAGUUUAUAAUCCAGUUGAAGAACAAAAAUAUAAUACAAAUAUUGGGAAGAGUACAAGAUAAUAAAUGAUAAAUACCAAUAGAUUUAGCUAAAUAAGAUGAAAUUAAAUUGAACUUAAAUAUAUUGAUUCAGUGAUGAAUAUCAUAGACAUAAUACUGAGUGAGAGAAGCAAGAUGCAAAUAGUACACACUGCAUGAUUCUAUUUACGCCAAGAUCAAGAACAAACAAAAGUAGUUAUGGUAAUAGAAGUCAGAACAAUGGCAACUGUAGGAGAGGACAAUCAUGAGGACGAGGCAUUGGGAGGGUUUCUGGGUUGGUGGUAAUGAUGCCUCAGUUGAUCUUGGAAGUGGUCACGUAAGUAUACAUAGAUGCCAGGCUUCAUUGAGCUGUAUUCAAUGCUUUGUGCACUCUACUGAUUGCGUAUUAAAUGUCAACUAAAAAUGAUUUCAAAAUUCUAAAUUUAGAAAGUCAAGGUCUCACAAGAGAAUUCUGCUCCUGCAGACCACAAUGCCAAUUUUCCAUAACACCACUUUGCCCACCUUCCUCUUGACUGGAGUUCCUGGGCUUGAAUGGGCCCAUGCCUGGAUCUCCAUCCCCUUCUGCUGCCUCUAUUUAACUGCCCUUUCUGGAAAUACCUUAAUCCUCUUCAUCGUCCUCACUGAGCCAAGCCUCCAUGAGCCCAUGUACUAUUUCCUCUCCAUGUUGUCCACCACGGACAUUGGCUUAUGCCUCUCAACGCUGGCGACCGUACUGGGAAUAUUUUGGGUCAAUGCCCGGGAGAUCAGCUUCAAUGCUUGCGUAUCGCAGAUGUUCUUCAUUCACCUCUUCACUUUCAUGGAAUCUUCGGUGCUCCUGGCUAUGGCCUUUGAUCGUUUUGUGGCCAUCUCUCACCCCCUGAGAUAUGCCACCGUUCUAACGCACACAAGGAUUGCACAGAUUGGUUUGGCAGUCGUCACCAGGGGCACAGUCAUUCUGACACCACUAGUCCUGCUUCUUAAGCGUCUGUCCUUCUGCCGCAGUCGUGUGCUCCAUCACUCCUACUGCUUCCACCCUGAUGUGAUGAAGCUCUCGUGUUCAGAUACAAAGGUCAAUAGCGCAUUUGGACUAACUGCCAUUAUCUCUACUGCUGGAGUGGACUCCGUCUUUAUCCUGCUUUCCUAUGCCUUGAUUAUUCGCUCAGUUCUCAACAUUGCAUCCCCGGAGGAGAGGAAAAAGGCCUUUAGCACCUGCGUUUCUCAUAUCACUGCUGUGGCCAUAUUCUACAUCCCCUUGAUCAGCCUGUCUUUUGUCCACAGGUUUGGAAAACAAGCUCCAUCCUAUGUGCCUACACUCAUUGCUAACAUGUACUUGCUCAUUCCUCCUGUGAUGAAUCCCAUCAUCUAUAGUGUGAAAACAAAGCAGAUUCAAAAAGCUAUGCUCAAACUUGUGUGUUCCAAGAGAACUCAUAUCUAACACUCCCGCCCCCCAAAGACCUAUUUCCAAGUCAGUGAAAAUUGACCACAAAUUAGAGUUGGAGACCAAUGCAGUUUUACAGUUGGAUGUAACUAGGUACUAUCCAAUUCAAACAUCUCCAAAUCAAGUUAAUCCCACCUAAGACAAGCUUAUCUUUUCUACCACCAAAAUAUAAUUCAUAGUCUCACUCUCUGUCACUUAUCCUAUUCCUACAGAUGACUAAUGAAACUCCUGUCUCGAUGCUAUUUCUUCCCAACACCUCCUAUCAUUCACUUUGAAUUACUUUUCCAAAUAGCCAGCUCAAAUAAAAAUUUAAAACAAACCAACAGACCUCUCUUUCAUGGGUAUUAUUCCUCAUACACCACCUAAAUGAAGCAAAAACUCCUGUCUAUGAUGAAGUCCUUCGCAAUUCAGGUUCAAUUUUCCUUUAAAGUUUAAUCUACCCCUUUCUCUCUUUCCAUGUUCUACAAGUAUGAGAAAAUCAGUCUGCUAACUCUUCUACUGUGUACAUGCAACUUCUCUAACUGGGUGCUUUACUACGAAUUCCACUUCAACCCUGACAUCCAUCGUUCCAAUUUGAAACUCUACUUAUGUGUCAAGGCUCGUCUUUAAAUACCUUCAUUAAAUUUCUCAUGAUUACAACAAUGACAUCUGAUCUUUCUAUAAUUCGAUUUUCCCAAUGCUUUGUCUGUAUCUUUUGAAUACAGCCAAAGAAGUAUUUUUGGCUCUACAUUUGUAUAUAACUAUUGUAACUUCCACAAGGCUGUAGCAUAACAUAAGAAAUUUCUCUUAUAACUGAUGCUAGUUUUCCUUCCUGUGUUAUCUAGUAAUUGAUCAUAGUUCUGAUUUUCCAAAUCAUAUAGGGAAAGAGCUAUUUUGGAACCUGAGAUUGUAGUCUUAGCAAUUUAUCCCAGUUGGCAUCAGGCACAAUUUGACUAAGAAAAAUUUAAGUCAUUUCUCUUCUGGAACAGGAAGGUUUCCUAGAACUACUGCUAUUUUGUAAGUUUUUUUCUUAAUUUAUGAAUGCAGAAGACAAAAACUUAUAAACUGUCUUCAAAUGUUCACUCAGCUUUUGCUCCUUCAUGCAGUAAAUCUGUAUUUCUUAUCUAUUAUAACACCAAAUAUCUCUUCAUAUCCAUCUAUAAUACUAAAAGUCUUUUCAACUAAAUCAUGAUUUCCUUAUAGGUUUCUAGGUGUCCAAUGCUUUCUCUCCUUUCUGUUUUUCAUCAAAUGAUCAGAAAAAAAAAGAUUAAAAGGAUUUUGAAUUAAAUUUAAUUGUAUAAGAAAUAUUAGAUACCUUCUCACUAACAAAAGACUUUAUAGAAAUAGCCAAAGUCCUCCUUGAUAUAUUCCUUCAAGUCUAGUCUUUCCACCUUCUGUGUGAACCUGAUUUUUAUUUUUACUUUUUAAUGAAUUUCUAUUCAUAGAUAUGAAUAAAAUAAAAAUUAAAGCAAAUAUCUUUAUCAUUUGUAUUUCAGACAGAAAUGCAAUUUUCUAGGGACAUUUGACUUUUAUUUCGAGAACUACAUGAAACAAAGUAGAGAAACCUGCUCAUUGCUCAGAAUUCCUACCUAUCUCUCUCUUCCUUCAGCUCUUUUAUUCAACACCUUCCUGGGUAUUAGCCCCAACUGGUUUCAAACCCCAUUGUCUAUUCCUCUACAAAUCUUUGAUCUCUAUGUGGUACGCUAGCUUUGGAUCGCUAAUUUUAUAGACAUAGAAAUGCUUUGAAACACUCUUAACAUUUACUUACCUAGGCUCAACUCACACCUACCAUAGUGUCAAAAUACUCUGCCACAAUUAUUCUAGCUCAUUGCCACCCCAGCGCCCUAGAUUUAGCCUGAUUUGUCCCGCCUGACUUCACACACUCACUUCUUCACAGAAGAUGAUAAGACAGUGGCACAUUGCACCAUAUGAGGCAGCAUCAGCUCUGAGUCCUACAGACUUGAAAAUAAAAAGGAUAAAACCAGGGCCAUGACCAUCCCAAAUUAUACCCUUAUUAUUUUUUCAACAACAACAUGUAUCUAGUACCUAUAAUGAAACAGGUUUUAGGGCUGAUAUUGAGACUAUAAAUAUCAACAAGAUCAGCUUCUUGCUGUAAGUGAGCCUAUUGCUUAGUAAGGAAUAUAAUGCAAAAAUGUACUUGCAUUAAAAUGUUUAUUACAGAUGUACCCACUUUCAAGAAAACUUAGUAAAGGGCACUAAUGUUGAAUAGUUCAAAUUGCAAAGAACUUAUAAUGGUAAUUCUGCUUUAUUACAACAAUGGUAUGAAGUCACAAAUCACCUGACAUAGAAAUAGAUACAAAGAGGCAAAGCCAAACUGAUAAGAGCAAGUUAAAAAUGAGAAAUAAGGAUUUCUCUUGUGGAACAGUGGGUUAAGGA
Molecule: messenger RNA, 4261 nt
Organism: Sus scrofa (pig)
Lineage: Eukaryota; Metazoa; Chordata; Mammalia; Artiodactyla; Suidae
Source: RefSeq, a predicted model, not a curated record